Zea mays is the source of this 938-nucleotide messenger RNA. RefSeq lists its product as uncharacterized. The record is from RefSeq and is a predicted model, not a curated record. NCBI's taxonomy places the organism in Eukaryota, Viridiplantae, Streptophyta, Magnoliopsida, Poales, Poaceae. The coding region runs from base 176 to 676 and encodes 166 amino acids. The transcript has 3 exons.
CGGCCGCCAAUAAGCCAUGCAUGCAUGGCCACAAGCAGCAACUGAAGAAUCACAGAGAACGGACUAGGUGCGUGCUCUGCGCUGACAAGAGCAGCGGCAGGCAGGUCGUGGAUCGCCUUGGGUGGUGAAUAAUUGAAGAAGAAGAGGUGGAGACUUGAGCGAGGCAGAGCAGGUGAUGUCUUCGCUGCCAGGAGGCUUCCUGUGCGUGCGCGUCCUGCGCGGGAUCGACCUCGUCAGCUGCGACGCCAAGGGCAGCGACCCCUACGUCGUGCUCAGCCUGGAUGGACAGAAACUGAAGACGAGCGUGAUGAAGAAGACGGUGAACCCGUUGUGGAACGAGGACCUCACCUUGGCCGUCAUGGACGCGUCGGCGCCCAUCAAGCUAGAGGUCUUCGACAAGGACACGUUCAGCAAGGACGACAUGAUGGGGGACGCGGAGUUCGACGUGGAGGCGCUGGCGCAGAUCGUGCAGAUGGACCUGGAGGACAUCCGCAGCGGCACCGUCGUCCGCACCGUCCGCCCCGGCGGCACGGGAAGCUGCCUCGCCGACGAGAGCCACAUCAUCUGGGACAAGGGCCACGUCGUGCAGGACCUCCUCCUCAGGCUCCGGAACGUCGACUCCGGCGUCAUCCACCUGCAGCUCAGAUGGGUUGCCACCCCACCUGAAGCAGACUGAACUGGAGGAGACGAACUGCAGUAUGUACGUGCUCGCUCCAUAUCCCCCAGGAAAGAACGUACGGAUUCGCUCGCGUGACGAUGAUACUAUGCGAUGCAUGCAUGCUCAAGAGUCAAGAUGUCACUGUCUUCUGUGUAUUUUAGUACAGCCACGUACAUUGUCGCCAUCCAACAUCACUAUGCAUGGACGUUUUUUUGAUAUAAAUAUAUAUAUAUAUAUAUAUGUGGAACUAACUAAUUUAUUAAUCACGAGUUCAUCAUGA